UCCUCUUCAGCGCUAGAUUCAAACAACAGCAGAGUGACAAGGCAGCUGAGCUGAAAAGAAACUGAAAAGUGAAGGACAGAGGCAACCAAACAAAAAGAGAAGAAGAAUACAGCAGAGAACAAAACACUGUCUUUACUUAACUUUUACAUUGUGCUUUGGUCUUCCUCAGAGGACAUUUUUUAUCUUUUACUGGUUUAGUUGUUGCAAAAUUUACAAAGGGCAAAAAUGAUGAGCAGCAAAGUCAUCGUCAUCGCUAUGUUCGUGCUCCUGGCCUCCCUGGCCAUCAGUGAAGGAAGCCUGGGACCAGAGCUGCACUGCCGCUGCAUCAGCACAGAGAGAAAACCCAUCGGCCGCCACAUUGAGAAGGUGGAGCUGAUUCCUGCCAACUCUCACUGCGAGGAAACUGAGAUCAUUGCCACCCUGAAAAAGACAGGCCAAGAGGUCUGCCUAGACCCCGAGGCUCCCUGGGUGAAGAAAGUGAUUGAGAAGAUCAUGUCCAACAGAAGACGCUGAGCAGAUGGCGUGAGACGCCUUUCAUGAGUCUGAGCCAUUUCUGGACAAAUGAAAAACUACCCAGAAGUAUUUGCUUGAUCAGAUGAUGAAGUCCUGACCUUCAUUUCAUAUUAAUAUGAGAGCACUGCUUAAUGUCCUGAUCACCUUUUGAAUUGGAACAGGAUUUACUCACUUGCAUUAUGUUUGUAUCAAACAUGCUAUUUAUUGACAAGUCUGUGCUUGUUUAUAGGGUACUUAUAUGUUAUUUACAUUAUAUUAUAUUUAGCCAGUAACUUUUUGAUCCAACAGCUGCUCCUCUUGUAAGAAUGGAUUACUGUUUUCUCAUCUCUAAUUUAUGUGCUAAGCAUAUUUAUUGACAUAUUUAUGAAAUGCAUUUGGAGUCACUUGUGUACUUUCACUGUUAUAACCUAUUGAUUAAAUAAAGAAAUAGUAAUAGUACUAGAAAUUGAAA
Messenger RNA from Lates calcarifer (barramundi perch), 964 nucleotides. Its product is annotated as permeability factor 2. Gene Ontology annotation, biological process: inflammatory response; antimicrobial humoral immune response mediated by antimicrobial peptide; chemokine-mediated signaling pathway. The coding region runs from base 226 to 513 and encodes 95 amino acids. Gene Ontology annotation, molecular function: CXCR chemokine receptor binding; chemokine activity. Gene Ontology annotation, cellular component: extracellular region. Lineage: Eukaryota; Metazoa; Chordata; Actinopteri; Centropomidae. The transcript is spliced from 4 exons. The record is from RefSeq and is a predicted model, not a curated record.